Messenger RNA from Pelagomonas calceolata, 863 nucleotides. NCBI's taxonomy places the organism in Eukaryota, Pelagophyceae, Pelagomonadales, Pelagomonadaceae. The record is from the annotation of a GenBank genome assembly.
UCGGAGGCGCCGCAUCGCCACGGCGCGCGGCUCGUCCGCCUGCUGCGGCGGCGCCGGAAGCGACGACGCUACGCGACGGGCGCCGGCGAGGAGGACGAGGAGGACCGGGCCCCGCUGAGCCGCGCCGCCGCGGUGCCGAUGCUCGACGGCGCCCGCUUCUGCGUCGGCUACGACGGCGCGCUCGAGCGGUCGUCCGGCGCGCGCGCCGGCCGCGACGUGUACCGCGUCGACGACGUCCUCGGCGGUGCCGGGGGGGGUCGCGCGACUCGGACGCCGGCCCUUCGCGACGCGGGCGGCGCGGCGCCGCGUGGUCGUCACCCGUGGUCUCGGCGCCUUUGUCGACGCGGCCCCGCCGCGCAGGCUUUGCGCUGCACGACGACGAGGACGACGUCUACGGGGGCGGCGACGAGCGAUUCGCGCUGACGGCGUUCGCCGGGGAGGACGACGGCGCAGGCGUCCGUCCCGGGCGGCUUCUCGCCGGAACGCCAGCGCUCGGCGCCGGCGGUCGCCUACGCGACGCGGCGACGCGGCGCCCGGGCACGCUCGCUGGAUUCUCGCGCGCGGCCGCGGUGCCGCCGCCGCCGCCGCCAGCCGCGCUAGCGAGGCCACCGCGGGCAUGGCGGGGCGUCCACGCCUUCCAAACUCCGCCGCUCGCGUCGCCCUGGCUCGCCGCACGCAGUGAACGGACCGGCGAAGUCGCCGCCGACGGCGUCGCUCGACGUCGCACGGCGCUCGAGGGCAAAGUUCCGGCGCCCGCCGCGCCCGCGCGGCCGGCGCUCGGCGCGGCGGGCGCCUUCGAGGGCUUGGCCAGGGCCAUGGGCUCGCGCUUCGCCACGGCGUCGGCGUCAGACGCGACGCGGCCG